CAUCGCUCACACCAUUCACACCACUGAUCACUGGAUCCGAUGGACCACUCACUGCAGGCCAGCGACCAGUCCUUCGACGCCAUCGCCACUAACAUUGUGUUUGACAAACAAAUACCUGUUUAUGGCUACCAAUCGAAGGAUCAGUUGAUGAAAAGGGAGCGACAAUUGUCUAAAUUCUUCAAAUGCUGUCCAAACGCGGCCACCGAUGACCUCAACAAUGGCACCAAUGAGUGCUUCUUCGCCACUAACGACGCCAAAGAGUUUGCCCAACACUUACAGCGCUGUCACCAAAAGGUUUGCUGUAUUUAUUGUCUUCUCGAGAGUCGCCUCCGAAGCGGUGACUCCGGAGCCGACGUCGAGCUCGAAGUGGAUGUCUUUGAGACCACCGAUUGUCAGUCACUCAUCGAUCAUAUGAUUCAAACCCAUGGAAAGCGUGUCUAUCAAUGCAAUCGAUGUCUGUAUCGGGCCAUCACUUGCGGUCACAUUCAGAUGCAUCAGAUCUCAAGACACACUCAAAUCUGGUCUGAACACAAUUCUAAGCUUAAGAUUGAUUCGUUGGAAGAGCUAAAUGAAGACAUUUGUAAGAUAAUUGUCUGUAAAGACAUCGACACCGAUUCAAUAGUGGAGCCGUUGUCUUGGAUCUCGAAAUUGUCACCCGAUUUGGACACACUUUUAGACGACGACAAACAUCCCGACUUCGCAAUCAGUGUCUAUAAUAAAGAGUUGGAAGAUAUCUAUGCGUUGGACGACGAGAUUAGUGACGAAUCAGAUGCGGUGGCCGUCGUCUCAGACGAUGACAGCAGCGAUAUUAGCGAUUCGGACGUGGAGUGCGAGGCAAACACUGGUCCCAAACCGGCGACCGUCCCGUUCAAGACUCAGUGCACCACUGAAUGCAUGCCUGAUAUACCGGGCCUUUCGGACGAUUUCUUGGCUCCACGACAACUGCCAACUAAACGAAGGCUUCCCUUCAGCGGCAAUAGAAGGCCUCCUAAACCGUAUAACGAAUACACUGAAUAUCGUCCGCCAGUGGCCACACCUAAUGUCUCACAAUUCGCGUCCAAUCCCGACACAUUUGAUAUGGAUUUUUCCCGUCCCAUAACACCCAUUACUCCCAUUCCUUUGACAUCCACUCCUGUGAACAGAGUUCCGAUACAACAUAUGAAUCAUAUUAUCAAUAAAUCAACGAAUAAAAAAUCUCCCAAAAAGUUUAUAGACCACGACUGUCCUAAACCACAGGACCCGCCAUUAGUAACCGGCUAUAGAGCCCAUAAACUUCAGAAAUACGGAACAUUACAUGUGCCGAACAAACGUAAAAACAAACACAAAAACAAACACAACUCAACGCCAAACAAUCCGUCGACAAUCUCUACCGAUGAGAUCUCUUCCGAGAACGUGAUUGACGUCGGCAUGAUUUACGGGGAUUUACAUACGGGUUCCGAUGACGAGACGUCCACAAGAACUCCCUCUUUUAAAGUGAUUAAAAGAGUUGGCGUUCAGACGCCUAAAGGCAAGUCCAAGACUGCGGCCUUCACUUAUGUGCCGCGAAGAGACGAGUCCGACGAUUACGUGAAUCUCGUCAAUGAGCCUACGGUUCCGAAGCGGGGACUGAAAGCUCGGUUUGAAAAUCAGCAUCACUUCCAACUCAUUAUUCCGGGCGUUUCCGACCAAAAGCUUAAACACAUGUAUAAAUGCGUUCUCUGUCCACACGCGGCUCCCUUUCAUCAGACCAAUCGAGUCAAUCACUUACGCACCGAACAUAACAGCGACUCUUCGUUU
Molecule: messenger RNA, 1776 nt
Organism: Medioppia subpectinata
Lineage: Eukaryota; Metazoa; Arthropoda; Arachnida; Sarcoptiformes; Oppiidae
Source: the annotation of a GenBank genome assembly